Messenger RNA from Darwinula stevensoni, 1410 nucleotides. The record is from the annotation of a GenBank genome assembly. Lineage: Eukaryota; Metazoa; Arthropoda; Ostracoda; Podocopida; Darwinulidae.
GUGAAGUAAGAGCCCAUGUGUGUGCCGAGAAGGAGGUCGCGUUCGCUCCCAGCCAUCGCAUCGGUCGUGUUCCCUCGACGCUCAGUGACUCCGUCGACUGCUCUUAGAUCUUGAAGAAAGACUUCGGAAAAUGAGGAUCCCAGUUUUGAAGAAAUGUUGCUGCGGGUGCAUGACCGUCAGGACGGGCAGCAUCGUCAUUGCAGUGUUUGGGCUGGUUUGUUAUGGAAUUACUCUCCUGAUGUGCCUGGCACUCAUCACCGGGCUGGCCGACUGGAAGGUCGGACUGGCCGCUUUCCUCCCAGAGGACGUUACGAGACAAACUUCUGUCUACACGGUCGCGGACGUGGUUGUCGCCAUCGUGUGGAUCAUAUGUGAUUCCCUACUUCUCGUUGGAGUUCUCAAGAUGAGGAGGAAACUGAUGAUUCCGUUCCUGGGUCUGCAAUUGGUUUGGCUGACGCUGGGGACGAUCGCUGCGAUCGUAUUAUUCGUCUUGUUUGCCGUGAAUUCAGGAAGCACCAUCUUCGUCGCCGUUACUGCCGUCGUCUUCGUCGUUCUCUAUGGCAUCGCAGUUUACUUCUUCUUCGUCGUCUAUUCCCAUUUCAAGGAACUCGAGAGCUCGCCGCCACCCGAAGACGUGAAACACGCCCAGGAAAGCCCCGAAAGCGUCCCACUCGGAGACGCCCGCGAAUCCUCUACGAAGAGCCCAGUGUAACCCCCAUCGUCAACUUCCUUCUUCCCCAUUUUUUUUUCCAUCGCCAUGCCGAAUGUUCUCGUGGAGUGCCUGCGCUCGUGAGAAAAUUCAUUUCUUAUUCCUUGGAGAAUAUUUCCAAGCUUCACUCAGUGAAACUCAGCUUCGGUUUGCGAGUAUGCAUUAUCUCAUUUCCUUGAGUGCGCUCAAGGGGAGCGCGUGAUUGCUAAGGGCAUUACAAUAAUAUUAAAAAUCACUUUCAUUGGAACGCUGGGCCGCAAUUUCGAUUUUGCUAAGAGUUGGUACUCAAAGCUUCUUCGCUAACUUUAGAAAAUCAUCCAACUAACCUCAUUUAGCCAUAUUUAGCUGUCUGAAGGAAUAUGCGAGAAAUAUGAGCCAUUCAGGGGAAGCAGACAGAUGCAGCAUGUCCGCCAAUAUCGUUUCCAUUUCAAGACUGAUGGGUCAGUCCUAGUUUUGCUAUGCAAAUAGAAGUGUGCUUUUGGAAGGCCAGAGAGAACGUGUGUCUGAUGACUCCAAUCCCGGACAGAAGAAUUUCCUGUCGUUUGGAAACAAAUUUAUUUCGUCCUCGGGCGGUCGAAGACUGCUUGGAAACCGAUGGAAACGAAGUUUUCCAUCCAUAACGUCAAUUUCUCCAGCUUGGAAUUGCGGAAUUCAUUUGUUUUCUGAGCAUGAAUCCAAAAUAAAAAAUAUUAUUCCUGCCG